UUGCGUAAAACUAGAUUGAAAUCCGAAGAAUAAAAGACCAUGAUGUCACUUUAUUAUCUACCGGAGAUUUUUCUGCUUUUAGUCACUAGUGCGGGGGCAGUUUACGAACAAAAUCCGUUUUUUCAACAAGGUGGAUCAAAACCUCUUAAAAAAGACCUGAACCAAAUUAACAUGGCAAUUAUUGUACCACCUGGGGGUGCACCUUAUUUGACUGCGCCAGGACAACAACCUCCAUCACCUUCUGCACCUGGUUACGUAUGGGUUCAAGUGCCAUUAUCAAAUACUCCAAUCAAUGAAAUCAAACCCUCAACCACCCAAUCAACUCCCGGUUUGGCUGUUACACAACCAACAACCACAUCUACCACCACAAAAGAACCGAUCUUUACUAUAGAACCACCGGAGAUCUUAUAUGGUGGCGACCUAAACCGAUUUUGCCUUCAACCAACAGGUCAAUUUCCCAGCAAGGGUUGCAAUAAAUACGUUAAUUGCUGGCAAGGGAUUGCCAUAGAGCAGAGUUGCCCUGAAGGCCUUCUAUUUAGCCCUAUAAAGCUUUACUGCGAUUAUUCUCAAAACGUCGAUUGUCAAGGGAAAGCCAUUAUUGACACAUCAGCUUCACUAGUACCAACGACUGCUCCAUCUAGUCCUGCAGCAGUGGGAGCAUCACUGCGAAAAUUCUGCCUGAGACCAACCGGACUUUUCCCAGGCAGUUCCUGCAGUAAAUUCGUGAAUUGUUGGGGUGAUAAUACGGUGGAACAAGAUUGUCCCGAGGGACUACACUUUUCCACUGAAGGUUAUUGUGAUUACCCGGUAAAUGUGAAUUGUGUAGCACAGGAUGACAAGCACAUUCCCGAGAAUUUUUUUGCAUCUGUUACAAGCGAAUGCCCAUUGGAAUUUGGCACAUUUAGGGACAAAACGAAUUGCAGUCAAUAUUAUACUUGUGCCUAUAAUAAAAUCGCUGCCAGGUACGAGUGUCCUGACGGAUUGAGCUUUAGUGACAUUCUGGGAUUGUGCGAUUAUUCUUAUAGGGUGGAUUGCACCAAGGAGCCUCAAAUUUUCCAAAGAAAAAUUGAACACAACAUGCAAGAUAUGAUCGCCCAAGUUCAAAAUUGCACCCCCGGUACCGUUUUUGCACUGAACCCUCAAUGUACCAGCGCGUGUCGUUGUCGAGAAGGUGUAGCGGAAAUUAUCCAAUGUCCUAGCGGUUUCGCUUACGACAUUCAACUGGAUAAAUGCUUACCGUUACAUUUAGCACGAUGUUAAUUGAUUUACGUGAAUUGACAUCAGUGGGAAACGAACGAAGGCUGCUCUUGCAAUAUAGUUAAUUAUUAUUUUCUUAUUGUUUAACUCGGAUCAGAAACACGAAAUUAAAGUCUAAUAAAGUA
This is a messenger RNA of Anthonomus grandis grandis, 1382 nucleotides long. Its product is annotated as peritrophin-44-like. The transcript is spliced from 9 exons. Lineage: Eukaryota; Metazoa; Arthropoda; Insecta; Coleoptera; Curculionidae. Bases 40 to 1260 code for a protein of 406 amino acids. Gene Ontology annotation, molecular function: chitin binding. Gene Ontology annotation, cellular component: extracellular region. The record is from RefSeq and is a predicted model, not a curated record.